AUGGACUUCAGUAGUGAUUCCACCAGAGACGAGGGCGACCUCAUUGUUACCCUCAAGGCCUACAAUCCAGGUCCUCUGUUCGUCGAGCCUGAGCGCCAGAUCAGACUUACCCCCAAAAACACAUCUAUCUUCAUUGGCAGAGCCUCAAAGGUCCCAUCCAAGGGAUUUGUUGCCGGCCGCGCGAAUGCUUGGUUUGAGAGCCCGGUGAUGUCCCGCCAGCAUGCUGAGUUGAUAGCAAACUUUGAUAACAAGAGUAUUUCCAUCAAGGACAUCGGCUCACUUCAUGGCACCUUCCAUACGAGCAACGGAACCGAGAAACGACUGCCCGAGAAGGAGCAAGUCAAGCUUGCUAACGGAGACAAGAUUCGAUUCGGGAUCGACAUCUAUCGAUCGCAACAAACUUUCCCACCCUCCACAGUGGAGGUACACAUGAAUUGGAGUCAACCAAUAUCUGAAACCAAAGCCAUUCUCUCCUCCACCAACAAGUUCACCGUUCCCGACUACGACGAGAGCGACAACGAUAUCAUCAUGGAGAACCGCACGCAUGGAGUUACUGAGUCUAUUGAUCUGACAGGUGACAGCCCAUCCUUCAAGUCCCGAUACACGCCUUCGAACACCAUUGUCGUUCAGAGAAACGAGACGUUGAGCUCAGAUUUCAUCGAUCUCACCUACGAGCCUGACCACGAGGCUGAACGCGAGUUGGAUCUUCCAAGCCACGCCGAGACCGAGGUUGACCUCGCCGUCUCCGAAGCCGGCGCUUCCGAGCCAGAGAAGGAAGAUCAUAACUCAGAGCAAGAAUCCGAGCUAGAUGUUGAACCCCACAACGAUCUUCGCUGGAGACCCGGUGGGAUUGUGUCUGACUCCGACUCCGACUGCGACUCGGAUGGAAUGAGCUAUUGUUCGGAUGCCGAAGGUGAACGGGAGGAUUUGCACAAUGCCGAACGGCGCUCUCUGUCGCCUAUCAUUGCCAUGCACGACGCGACCAUGGAAAUGGGUGGUUGGGAUGAUUCCGAUGAUGGCGACUCUGUGUCGGACUCUUAUGAUUCCGAUGAAUCGGAAAGCCGGCAUCUACCAUUCUCGGAGGACGAAGAGCACUCCAACAUGGAAGAUAUGGCCGUUGAAAACAGCGAUAGCGACGACCACAGUGAUCUUGAGGACGAUAACUCCAGUAUAUCACAAAUGGACGCAGAUUCUACAUCUGACUAUUUCGAAGAGGAUGAAGCACUUAUCUUCCGCGACGAGAACUACUUCGAUGAGAAUGACAACAUGGAUUCUGAGAGUGACGACCAAGUUGAGACAAGCCUGUUCGACCAGUCCCAUAAGGACUCUUCUCCAUCCUCAUCACCGGUGGCCCAGCAAGCGAAGAACGUGCUCAACUUUGGACACCCACAUACUGGAUUGUUCGUCCCUCCCCCGCCCAGUAGCACAGAUGCUCCAGCCGCCUCUCAAUUUUUGUCACCUUGGGCUUCGACUCCUCCCCCAUACCUUGAUAAUGCGAAUUUAUCGAAGUUCGCAGACGCAAUGAAGGCUAUAUCUAAACCUUCGGGCUUCGCUCAAGGACAACCAGGGAUUGUUUCCCUCGCAUCUUUCAACUCCGCCGGACAGAGAGAGAGACAGCCCAGCCCCUCAGAUGCCGCUAUGGCAAAGUCCCAUCCGGCCUGCGAUCAACUUUACAAGUCAACUGCGCAGGUCUUGGGCGAGAAAACGGGAAAGUUUGAGUUUUUCGCUGCCCGAGAUAUCAAUAAGAGUCGCGCGGCUGUAAUGUCUGAAAAGCCAUCGGCACCUAUUAAGCCACCUACACCUACAGUGGCCCGGCCGCCUUCGCCUGUUCCACUAAUCUCGGCGAUACGAGAAACCUUGGGUUCUGCUACCGCCAACAAUGCAGGCGAGACUUCGAACAAGCAAACCCGACCCCCUAUUUCCCCAACUGCGAAACCGGUGGCCUCCGCUUGGACGGAGCCGACCCCUGCCAAGGCUAGUUCCCUACCUCACAGUAAAAUUGUACCAGACACGCUGCACUUUGGGAUGCCCGACCGUGCUGCGCUCAGUCUCUCGCCUCCUGUGCAGUCUGCCUGGAUAGCUACGGGCAACUCUUUCAUCAAUAGCCCUCCUAAUUCCGUGUCAGAGAAGCGAACGCGGCUGCAAAGCCCCGAGCUUGACAUGACUUCUGCGUUCACAUUCCAGCAGAGCAAGUUGGCGGCUAAGACCAAGGUGGAAAACAUUCGGCGCCUUCCCAUCCAGGAUCUGCUGGCCAAAGAGGCGUCGCCCGUUUCAAGAGAAUCGGAGACUCCUAUUGAUGGUACUUCGGCCAAGCGCUGUGCCUCCUUGCAGUCAAGUUUUUCCGCCAACGCUACUCGCACCGAUGCCUAUGCGGAGGAUAAUGUGGCGAAGAUUUUUACUUUGGCAAACGACACAACAUCCCACGCCGCUACCCCAGCCGAGGACGCUACAGCUAAGAGUCUCGCGUCGGGGUCUCGCUCCGCUAGGCAACCCGUUAGCGUCCAGUACUCUACAAUCAUUGAACAGUCUCCUGCCGCGAGACCGCCCAAGCGAUGUUUCAACACCUUUGUUGAGGACUUAAGUACAGUCAAGUCAGUGCCCAGAGACAGAGCCAAGGUAGAAACUGUGAAGGGUCUGGCCACCCACAGUGCUGCUCCUGAAUCCGCAGCAGGUUCAUUGAUGGAGGCUGAUGUCGAGACGAGACCGGCAAAGAGACGUCGAUUCACAAAAAUGGCGACGUAUGGACGUCGGGUUGCUGAGGUUGCAGCUUUCGUUGGCCUAGGUGCGGCUGCCGUCUUCUCCACAUUGGUUGCUACAGCUCCGCAGUUCGCUUGA
Messenger RNA from Pseudomassariella vexata, 2835 nucleotides. RefSeq lists its product as uncharacterized. Bases 1 to 2835 code for a protein of 944 amino acids. The record is from RefSeq and is a predicted model, not a curated record. The transcript is spliced from 4 exons. Gene Ontology annotation, cellular component: cytoplasm. Lineage: Eukaryota; Fungi; Ascomycota; Sordariomycetes; Amphisphaeriales; Pseudomassariaceae. Gene Ontology annotation, molecular function: protein binding.